Molecule: messenger RNA, 4688 nt
Organism: Drosophila sechellia
Lineage: Eukaryota; Metazoa; Arthropoda; Insecta; Diptera; Drosophilidae
Gene: wisp
Product: wispy
Exons: 7
Coding region: 155-4231 (1358 amino acids)
Biological process (GO): RNA 3'-end processing
Molecular function (GO): poly(A) RNA polymerase activity
Source: RefSeq, a predicted model, not a curated record
AAAAAAUCUAAAAAGUUUUCGAAUUUGAAAAGGAAACUAAAAAAAUAAAACAUAAUUUUACCCUAACUUAAAACUAGUUCUAAGCAACUGAGCGCACGGGCCGAGCACUCGAGUCACGACAGCAGCAUACCCUAGAAAACCCGAUACCUGGGAUAUGUUCAGCACCCGAAUAUCCGGCGAUAUGAAGAUCUUUGCCGCAGAUGUUGCCGAGAGCAGCGGCACAGCAACAUGCAACACGUCCGUGCAGCAGCAGCAGUCGCAGCAACUCGAGUUCCGGCCACGAAUGUCCGCCGGAUCGCCGAUCUCCAAGCCGGGACAGUGUCAUCUGAAGUUCGGGAAGUACAACAAUAAGACGGUCAACCUGCUGCGCCAGGUGAAUAGUUGCCACAGCAGUAACAGCAGCAGCAACACUAGCAACAACAACAACGAGGUCAUCAAGGGACAACAACAGCAGCCAGUUCACUACUGCAACAGCAACAACAGUCACUCGUGGGCCCGAAAAAAAUACUUUGGCAAUGGCAACAACAGCAGCAGCAACAGUCUGCUGCAGCAGCAACAGCAGACAUCUUCGUACUUCCAGCGGCAGCAGCAGCAACAGCAAAUGCAGCUGCAACAAGAGAAGCAGGUGACGAACAACAACGAUGCGCUGAUGAAGAAUCAGAAUGUUGUCAACGCACUCGUGUCUGAUUGCAACUCUAGCGACAGCAACAACAACAACAGCAGCACCUGCAACAACAACACUAGCAGCACCAGCAACAAUAACACUGGCAGCAGCAGCAGUUGCAUCAACAGAACAAAGCCAGCCAAAUGGCUCAAUGAGAACAGUAGCAGCAGCAGCAGCAACAACAAUAAUAUUAGCUGCAGAAAUAACAACACCAGUAGCAUUGAUACCAAGCGACGCAACUCAUCAGUGGACGCAACUGCCGCCUACUAUCGCAAAUCGGAAUCCGGCAGCUCGGAAGGUGCAGCAGAAUCGACGGAAACGGAUGGAACUCGAACAGGUAGCUGCAACAGCAACAGGACCACUGCAGAAUCGUCGAGUGCAGAUGAUGUCACUAAAGCAAUCAUGGGUAAGAGCCAGGAUCAGGAGCAGGAUCAGUCGGUCAAGCAGAGACCGCGACAGCAACCUCUGAGUUUCUGGAAAACUAAUUACCCACAGACAAGCGCCAGUCAGCUUAAAGAUAAGGAAACGGUAGCAGCAGUUGUGUCGGCGGCCGCAGUAGCAGCUGCAGCAGCAGCCGCAACAUCAUCGGAGCAACAGCAGCAACAGCAGUCACUGUCCAUCGAGCACAGGCGCAACUCGGGCUACCAGCAGCAUCAGCAGAACAACUACUAUUCGUAUUACUAUUCGCAACCUAAGCAGUUGACCAUUGCCUCGUUCCUGCAGAAGGAAAUGCUUCCGGAUAGCACUGAGAAGUCCAGCAGUAAUACGGGCAGCAGCAACAUGAUUAGAAGUAGCAGCAACGGCAACAGCAACUUCUCACGGCAUCAAUAUGGUCAUCAGUCGACGGGGUCUGGAUACCAGCAGCAGCAGCAGCGGUACCGGAAUGCCCAGAAUAUCUAUCAGCAGUACCAGCAUCAGCAGCAACAUCAUGCGCAGCAGCACACGCAUCCGCACUUCCGGCGGAAGCACAGUGACAAUGGCAGCGGCAUCAACAAGAAGAUGCACUAUAGUCCACCGGGAAAGAGUGGGGAUCCAGCGGACAGAUCCGCAUCUGGACAGCAACAGCACCACCAUCCACAUCAGCAACAGAAGACCAUCGAGAUCUUGGCCAGCAGCCACUUCAACGCCAUGCACCGCCGGAUGCAGGGUGGGAAUAAUAAGAACGGAUACUAUCAGCACAGCUAUAACCCGAUGACGGGCGAAGUUGGUUCCACGCCCACGCGCUCCGAGCACCAAAAUAUCUAUAAUCUUACUUAUAUUCACGUGGACACGGAGGCAACCGGCGAGACCGCAUCAUCAGCGGGAUCAACACCGGUGGUCAAGCCAUCGCUGCUCAGCAAGCCGAACAUUUCGAUAACGCCAGCUUCGAGUACAACGCCGACAGCUGUGGACAGAGCACUGCUACCGGCGGUUCGCUCCGUAUCUGCUCCGGUGUCCGGUUCUGUUCUGCCGGCGCCAGCGAACCACGUACGAAACAUGUUUCCACCGCCACCGCUGGCUAUGCUUGGUAGCCACGGAUUGCUGUCGCCGGUGACCACGACAACGCCCACAAAAAUGAUUAGCUGCGCCCAGCUAGAUGAGGCCAUAACUGCCGCGGCCGCCAGUUGUGACAAGUUGUCCACGAGUCCCAGUUAUAAUCAGGCGGGGCACUACAUUAUGCCGCCCCAGCAGCAGCAGCAGCUGUCGUCGCACCCAAUCCCGACUGGAACGAGUUCACAUCCUCCGCCGCCGCCCCCGCCACAUAUGUUCUUUCACUUUGCCGACGGCCUCAGCAAUCCGGGUCAGGGUCACCAGGCGCCUCCAGCUACCGUGUGGCCACACUCUAGCUCUCCCUGCUACCCGGCUUCCUACGGAUCCAGCUGCGGAAGCGGAACUGGAGCCGGAACAUCACCGCACAACAAUGAUGGGAAUGCCGGUGCACUGCGACCAGCAUCGCCAGCACUUUCCUCAUCCUCACUUGGCAGUGAGUCCCACUGGAGCGGUACAAGCAAUCGCAGUCGCUUGGGCCACAAUGUCCACCUCUCCAUUUCGCCAACUCCCAGCGCACUGGGAUCUGCCCAGCUAUCACCGCAUCUGCCCGAGAUGCGUGUGCAGCAUCCACUGCACCAGCAACAUCCUCCAUCGCAUGCCAGUCAUCGUCCACAUGGUCAGAUGGGCGGACAUGCAAUGAGCUCCUAUGUCCAGCACCGCCCACCGCCACCACCACCACAUCCGUCCAUCUCGUCGCCGAACCCGACGCCAGUUGCUGCUGGAGCCGGAGGGCCUUGGUACGAGAUGAUCCUGCCGCCCGAUCGCUACUUGGCCCAAGCGCGAAACAUUGAGGUCACCGUGCAGCCAGAGAAGCUCAUCUGCAUGUGCAAGUACGACAAUCUGUCGGCGGAAAUCUGGAAGAGAUUCAGGGGAGCCCAGCAAACGCACAAGAAGUUUAAGCUUAAAAUGCGUCUCUGGCGCUACUUGCACCUAUGGAUGCAUCAACCGAUGUUUGAGAGGUAUCGCAUCUGCCUAGUUGGAUCCACCAUCACGGGCUUCGGAACGGACUCCUCCGACAUCGACAUGUGUCUGCUGCCCGAGCAGGGGGUACACCCCCACCAGCAUCAGUACCACCAACACCAUCACUUCCACAACGAGAAGCGAACGGAGGCUCUGAUCAUUCUCACUUUAUUCAACGCGGUGUUGAAGGACACGGAGGUUUUCCAGGACUUCAAUCUGAUCGAGGCGAGAGUGCCGAUUCUGCGCUUCAAGGACAUCAGCAAUGGCAUCGAGGUCGAUCUUAACUUCAACAACUGCGUGGGCAUCAAAAACACCUAUCUGCUACAACUUUACGCCCAAAUGGAUUGGCGUACACGACCAUUGGUGGUGAUCGUGAAGCUCUGGGCGCAGUAUCACGACAUCAACGAUGCCAAGCGCAUGACCAUUUCCAGCUACUCGCUGGUGCUAAUGGUUCUGCACUACCUUCAGCACGCAUGUGUGCCCCACGUCCUGCCCUGCCUGCACUCCAUGUACCCGGAGAAGUUUCAGCUGGGACAGCAGGACUGCCUGGAUCUGGAUCUCAUCGAACCCAUCGAGCCCUACCAGGCGCUAAACACCCAGACGCUCGGCGAGCACCUUCUGGGUUUCUUCAAGUACUAUAGCAGCUUUGACUUCCGAAACUUUGCCAUCUCGAUUCGAACUGGUGGUGUCCUGCCGGUAUCCACAUGUCGAAUGGCGAAGAGCCCCAAGAACGAUGUCUACCAGUGGAAGGAGCUAAACAUCGAGGAGCCCUUCGAUCUGUCCAAUACGGCGCGAUCCGUUUACGAUGCGCCCACAUUUGAGCGUGUGAAGGCCGUCUUUCUGGUCUCGGCACGUCGCCUCGAUCACACGCUCGACCUGGCCACCAUCUUCCGCCCCAUUCACCACGUGCCCGAGCACUUUCCCCAGCUGCAGCACCAGCAGCAGCUUCUCCAUCCCAUUUCCGGUCAGCAGCGAAGUACUGGAGGAGGAGGAGAAGGUGCCAAUCCAGUGUCCAGCACAUUGAACCCAAAUGCAGCCUCGACCUAUGCCGAAACGACUGCAGCGCAUGUCGCCUAAUUGGAGCCCUUUAAAUGGCAAACAUAAAAAGAAAGCACAACAACUUUAUGGUACUUGGAAACAAGAAUGAAGAAACUAAAUGGAUAGGUAAUAUGUGCACCAAUGUUAAAUCGAAACAGAAAAGCUUGUAAAUUGAAAUUCAAAAGAAUCCGAACCGAAUCCGUACGGAAAAGAACGUGAAAGCAGCCGCCCGACUGGAAUCGAAUUUCAAUAGACUUUUACAUUACAUUACAUCUUGUUAAAUGUUAUUAUAUUCUCCUAUUUAUACCUAUAAACACUCGAAUUGUUUGCUCGAAUUUCAUUAAUUAUUGUAAACAGCCACGGAGGUUUGCGAUGUUCGUUCCUCCAGUGGUGUGUGUGUAUCUUUUUGAAAAACAACAUGUCAACCGAAAAUGUAAAAUUGCAAGUUCUGUAAAUUAAAAAAGCAACAAAACAGCCAAGUGUCUGGAAACUCGAA